Messenger RNA from Neogale vison (American mink), 6160 nucleotides. RefSeq names its product NIPA magnesium transporter 1 (gene NIPA1). Bases 1 to 975 code for a protein of 324 amino acids. The record is from RefSeq and is a predicted model, not a curated record. NCBI's taxonomy places the organism in Eukaryota, Metazoa, Chordata, Mammalia, Carnivora, Mustelidae. Gene Ontology annotation, cellular component: membrane. The transcript is spliced from 5 exons. Gene Ontology annotation, molecular function: magnesium ion transmembrane transporter activity. Gene Ontology annotation, biological process: magnesium ion transport.
AUGGGGACUGCAGCUGCGGCAGCGGCGGCGGCCGGGGAGGGGGCGCGCAGCCCGAGCCCCGCCGCCGUGUCGCUUGGCCUGGGCGUGGCCGUCGUGUCGAGCCUGGUGAAUGGGUCCACGUUCGUGCUUCAGAAAAAGGGCAUCGUGCGCGCCAAGCGGCGAGGUACCUCCUAUUUAACAGACAUUGUGUGGUGGGCAGGCACAAUUGCAAUGGCUGUUGGCCAGAUUGGAAACUUUCUGGCUUACACUGCAGUCCCCACGGUCCUGGUGACUCCACUGGGUGCCCUCGGAGUGCCAUUUGGGUCCAUUUUAGCUUCUUAUCUUCUGAAGGAGAAGCUCAACAUCUUGGGCAAGUUGGGGUGUCUGCUAAGCUGUGCAGGUUCUGUUGUGCUGAUUAUCCACUCCCCAAAAUCCGAGAGUGUCACUACUCAGGCUGAACUGGAAGAGAAGCUGACUAAUCCAGUGUUUGUGGGCUAUCUGUGCAUUGUGCUGCUUAUGCUGCUGCUGCUCAUCUUUUGGAUUGCACCAGCCCAUGGGCCCACCAACAUCAUGGUCUACAUCAGUAUCUGCUCCUUGCUAGGGAGUUUCACCGUGCCUUCCACCAAGGGCAUCGGGCUGGCGGCCCAAGACAUCUUCCACAACAACCCAUCCAGUCAGCGGGCCCUCUGCCUGUGCCUGGUGCUUCUGGCUGUGCUCGGUUGCAGCAUCAUCGUCCAGUUCAGGUACAUCAACAAGGCGCUUGAGUGCUUCGACUCCUCUGUGUUUGGGGCCAUCUACUACGUCGUGUUCACCACCCUUGUCCUGCUAGCCUCGGCCAUCCUCUUUCGGGAAUGGAGCAACGUGGGCCUGGUGGACUUCUUGGGUAUGGCCUGUGGGUUUACCACUGUCUCUGUUGGGAUUGUCCUUAUACAGGUGUUCAAGGAGUUCAAUUUCAACCUUGGGGAGAUGAACAAAUCUAAUAUGAAAACAGACUAGGAUGCAACAGGGGUUUGGGUGGCUCAAGGAAUAGGAAAUGAAUGUGGUUUCUGGCUCUCAUUUGAUGUGAAGUGGAAGAGACCCUAAUCAAUGGUAUUAAAGUUGCUUGCAUGUUAAUGGGUGGUUUGAUGGACAGUGGGGAGCAUCACUCAGCACCAGGGCGGGGGCCCAGCCCUUUGCAGUCUGAAGUUGCUAAAUGGUUGCCUGGGCAUCAUCUCUCUCUGAUGAGAGGAAUCUCAUGUUCAUUGCCAUUAACCUGGAAGCUUUCAUGAAUACCCUUUCCUUUUAAAAUAUUUUAACAUUAUUUAAUAGAAAAUAAAGUUGGGCUCUUUCUGAUUAGUCUUUGCAGGGAGUAGAUAUUCUUAUUUAGAAGAUUACUUUGGAAAUGGGAGAAGUUGUUGUCUUGAAGUAUGACUAUGACUAUACAGUAAAUGUGUCCGUAGUUGUGUUAUUUUGCAUUAAGCAUGUAUAACAUUCAGGUACCUCAUCCAAAUGAGAAGUAUAUACAUUUAAUUUUUUUUAAUCCUCUAAUGAGCUGACUCUCCCACUCCAGACUCCAAGACAUUUUAAUUGAAAAUAGAGAGAGAAUACAUGAACAUGAUACAGAGUUCCAUUCACAGGAUGACUUUCAAUAGCUCAAGUCAAUUUCAGUGCCUUUAUCACUUGAACUCUUCACUUAAUUUGAUUACUAUGUGUAUGUUCUCUUAGAUUAGAAUAACUCUUUGAUUAUACUUUAAUAUUUCACUAAUCCAAAUAUAAAUAUGUAAAGCAUUUAGAAAUAACAAUAUAUUCAUUUGUUGGAAGAAAGUCAAGGCGAAAGACACGUAAGAGCAAAUUGAUCCUUUUAGCAUGUAGUUAUUAUCCAAUUAAAGACAAUUGACUUAAAUAGCAUAAGAUUUUAUUUGCAUUCGGUCUAUGCACCUGGGACCCAGUAUCACAUAUAUCCAUGUUCUCUUUCAGUGGCCAUUCAGAAGAAAUAAAUUAUUUAACUUGAUAAUAACACUGUUAGAUGAGAGAGUAACUGUUUAAUAGCAUAUAUAUCAAGUUCCCUAUAAUACAGGAACAGAUUAAAGGACACAGUGAAGCUCAGUCUAAUUUCUGCAAAUUGGAACACAUAUAGUAAAUUUUCAAAAGAAUUUCUAUCAAAAAUGAAAACAAUUAACAUAUCUAUCUCCCUGUUGUUUGAGAUGGCAGAGCAUUCUACAGUUCAUCACCCAACCUCUCAUUAAGCUUCUGAAAUGCAAAAUAGCCACUAACUAUGCCAGUAUUCAGAUCAAACAGAUCAUUCAUCUGUUUAUAGUAACCUUGUAUGUAUAUUAAAUGGGAGCAAAGCACAAAGUGAUGCAAAUUAUUUCAUUAAGAUAUAAUGUACUUCAUGUGCAGUGUUUUAUCUAAAUAGGGAACUGUGUCAAGUUGGAAGAUGGGAUUGGGUAAGGUAGAGUUGGAGAACUGGAAUAUCAAAUUUAAUAAUACCCAAUUGAAGUUACUAAGGGAAAAAAAUAUUAUUUUCAGGCUAAAAGAACAUUUCUAAAGACCAAAGAAAUUGUUCCCCAGAGUGUUGAACGAAAAAGCUAAAUGAAAUGAGGAUAAUUUAACAUAAAGUGAAGAACACCUUUAUGAAUUAAAAGUAAAUCUGAUGAUUGUGGGUUGUCAGGGCUGAAUGAACUGAGAGCAGCAACAAAAUUGUUUUAAAAUUUUUUACAUCUUAUAUUCACUGAUAGUUAAUAAAUAUUCAAAAGUCCCUCACUCUUUUUAUCAGCUCUUGAAGGUUUUUUUAUUACGUGGUAUUUUUAGGAAUGCAAGCCUUAAUUUAUUGAACUGAACUUUGGAAAAUGUCAUGUAGUUGUAUCAGUAUACUUUUAGGCAUGAAAAUAGUUUCCUAGAUAAGGAGUUUGAGAUAUUAAAAGAAUACAUGUGAUAACACAAGUAUACUGAGAAAGUACAUGUGUUUUAUAGAAAUUAUCUUAUUUAUUUUGUUAUAAUUUGCAGGUGAAGAUUAGUUUAAAUUCAUUUAUUAGUGUUUCUCAUUAUAUUUUAAUUCACAGUUAUACCAUGGGUAUUCAGGGGUGAUAUUUUCUGGAUGAUUACCCCUAUGAUUUUUUUAGAGUAUAACAAAAUCUGAAAGUAGUAAUAGCGGGUCUCUUCUUCAGGGUGACUUGUUCUGGAACAGUUAGACUCUCCUAGUUUUAGCAGAUUAUUUUGGUAGGAUGCACAGCUUUCCUUCCAGUAAACAAAGUUCUUAUGAUUGUAUUUCAAGUGUGUGACUCUAGCCUCAAAUAGUUGACAUGACCAGCAGUCUAAUGACCUAAUUUUCAAUUUUGACAUAGAGCAUAUAACUUGACUUGAAAUUAUUAUUAUUUUUACAAAUUCACAUUUCCAUAAUUUGGAAUUGCAAAGAAAAAAGCCUCAAGGGAGAGUUUAGGGGAGGGCCUACAAUGGGAAUGGGUCUCAUUGGUCUCUCCAAAAGUAAAUACAUAUAAAACAUUUCCAUUAUUAUUACAUUCCUUGGGUUUUAUCUCUGAUAAAGUAAGAAAAAAAAAUACCUACUGUCUAUUUGUUUUCAAGCCUCCUCUAAAAUCUUAUGUUUCUGAUCACAAUUUGCAAAUUUAUUCUGGAUAGAUACUUAAAUAAGCCAUUUCUUUCCUCUACUGUUCAAUCAAUGCUUUGUUUUCUUAUCUCAAUCUUUAUACUUAAAAAGAUUGCUUUCUUGUUUUGCUCAUUCGGAGUUAGCACUGAGACCACCCUGGGCAUUUCGCUGUUUGGGAGGACCAUUCCAUGUGUGUAGAGAAGGUUCAUAAGAGGAAGGGCAUUCUCCUCCUUGCCACACAUACAGCAAGAAUGUCACUAUGAUAUUUUCAUACUAGAAUGUUAGUGAAAUAUACUUUCCUGUUUUUGGUUCAGCAAUAAGACAUAUUCUUUCACUUCCUAAUUUUCAAGUCAAUUAGUUAUACUCAGUUUUAUUUCCAGAAGUUCAUUCCAGCUGUAGUAGGUUGAGUUUUGUUCUUUUUCUUUGGGUUUCAUGUCUGAUGGAAGAGAACACUAUUAACAUGUGCAAUUACCCCUCCCCCUCCUCCUUCCUUGACAGCUCCUCUCUUUGUAAAUACUGUGCUCAGUUCUAGAAGCUAGUUCCCUAGGCAUUUAUAAAGCACUGAGAUGCAGGAUCUCCCAGGUAUGGACAAACACUUUGGUUCAUGGAGACCAAGAUGUUGAUGAGCUGCGUAGUUCUUGUUGGAAGAUGAUACCUCUCUUUUCCAAGCUGCUCAACUAAUCUAGAAGAGGGGAGAAAGUGCUCCAAUUGUUUACAGAGCCAUGCCCAUUGCUCUUCUUUGAUGCCUACUUGAUCCUGAUUUAGGCCUCUUGUACAGAGUAGGAAACCAGAGAGAGAAAAAUGCUUUAGUUUAGACCUGUUCACAACUGUCUGAUUGGUUCCAGUGGUCUGAAGGAUUUGUCCUUCUCACUGUGUUUGAGACACCAAGGAAGUAGUAGUUCACCCAUCAAACAGGAUUAGAUGGAAUCUUGGUGUUCCACCUUCUCAGGGACCAAAAAUGUAACAUUAACAACUUAGCAUCGACCUUCUUCCCAAGGACAUGUCCAUGUUAGUUUUCAUAUGUUUUACUCGUAUUCAUAGCUGGAGGUCUGUUAACCUGAGUUGGAAAGAGAAAAGAUCUAGUUACACACGAGUCACACACCAUAAAACAGUUUAUCAUAUAAAAUACCUCAGUUUUCUGUAUUCCUCAUUUCCACCUCACAGUUGUACUGGUGAUGAAUUUUAAGGGUCUGUCCUUUAGCUUUGAGGUGAUUUUUCACAUCUGGCCAGAUUCUUAUACCUCCUUCAUAUACUUGAAAAGAUUAAGAAUUAGAGGAAUGAGAAUGAGAAUUUGGCCCAGUAUGACUACCUGUUUAUUUUCAUACACAUUUCUCACAUGCUAUUAAAUGCAACAAGAGAAUUAUAUUUUAAGAAAAUGUAACUUUAUGUUACAUAAAAAAAUGUUGUCUAGUAAAAAAUUGAUACUCCGUAGAACAAUGAUCAUGUAAAUAAAUCUAUUUCAAAUGUACCCAAUGUGAUAAAAAGCAUAGUCUAGGGCCCAGAGCAUGAGCCAGGGAGAAGGAUUUAUUUGUUCUUUUCUCUAUUUUUCCUUGAAUUGUGCAAUUCUAGGUGAGUCACUUAACCUUUCUGUGCCUCAGUUUCUCUACCUCUAAAGGGGUGAGAUGGUUCUCCAAAUCACCUGUUUUAGAGUGCUCACACUUUCAGCGUGUGUUGAUAGCUUCAGACAAGAGUGUUCUGUGCAGGAUUGCUCUGGAGUGAUACAGUGGAAGCUCAGCUUGCACUGGGCAUCCUGUUUGCUCAGGACUGUGUUACUGACAUGCAGCUUCAAGCACUGAGUAAGCAAAGGAAGUGCUGGGUGUAAAGUUUGCACGAUUCCAUGAAGCUUUAAUUUUCCUUUUUUUUUAUUUUAAAAGGAAGGGUUUUUUUAUAUUCUAUUAUAAAAUAUGGAAAUUAAACAGGGACUUUAAAAAGCUGCACUGAAAGAUCACAUUCUGUUGGUGUGAUGAGAUUUUCUGACAUUCUGCAUAGGUUUAUGUUCUGCAGAAGAUUCAGUGACCUGUGAACCAGAUCGAUUCUGUUGUGUUAGAUUUAUAAUGAAUGAUGCUGAACUUCCUGCUUCCAAGCAACUCAACCCUGACCAUGAACUACCUGAUACCAGGUAAAUGUCAGGAGCUCCCAAACCACUAGUGCCAAAAGGUCACGUUGAAAAGUUCAGACUCUUUCUUUUAUUUGUCAAAAUAUGAUAAUUUGACCCCCACCCCCAUGUCAGUGUUCUUGCACUUUGGAAUAAUUUAAGGGUACUGUUUUUCAGUAGCAUUCUUUUUAAAUAAUAAACAUUUCUUUCUUGUAAAAUGGAAUAUAACCGUGAAGGAGAUGAUGACAAGAUUUAAAAAAAAAUGUAACAUGUUGAUUGUUUGCAUAAGUUUUUUUUUCCUGUAAAUGUAUCAGGGGAGCUUCCAAUUAGCAUACAUACACACAUUGUCAAUGGCUAAGACUUGCUUAUAUUUUGCUUUAUAGAAGUAGUCACAGCAUGUUGUAAUUGCCUUAUGUAAAUAUGAAAGGCUAUUUAUUAAGUUUUCCAAUAAUAUUUAUUAACCUGUAUGUGUUUUAAAAUAAAAUAACUUAUUUCUAGCUGAA